Messenger RNA from Aspergillus puulaauensis, 1602 nucleotides. RefSeq names its product spliceosome ATPase-activating subunit SPP2 (gene spp2). Lineage: Eukaryota; Fungi; Ascomycota; Eurotiomycetes; Eurotiales; Aspergillaceae. Bases 1 to 1602 code for a protein of 533 amino acids. Gene Ontology annotation, molecular function: nucleic acid binding. Gene Ontology annotation, biological process: mRNA splicing, via spliceosome. The transcript has a single exon. Gene Ontology annotation, cellular component: spliceosomal complex. The record is from RefSeq and is a predicted model, not a curated record.
AUGUCCUCCAACGAGCCGCGGGACGGCAACGGGCGGUCGCCUGGAGUGUCAAUAAAGCCAGUCUCACUAUCGAUAGGCUCCUCGAAAACCCAGAACAAAAAGACCGCAUUUAAUAUACAGAGCUCAGGACGGCAGACCGAUUCACCGUCUAAUCAAACCCUCCCACGCCGACCUCACCACUCACUCCAUCACGAUGAUGACGACUCCGAUGAUAAUGGUGGCGAGCCGGCCUUCGAGUCUGUAACUGGCUUCGACACACUCACCGGAAAGACGAUAGGCGAUGCGGAGGAAAAGCAACCGCUGACGAUCCCCGUUGCGAGCGGAAAUAACUGGCGUGAUCGACCUGGAGUUAUCAAGAGGCCCAAGGGGAAAAAGAAUCUACUGCCGAAGGAGGUACAAGCAUUACAGUCGGCACAGAGAAAAGGGGAAAUCCCUGGAAAUGGAGCCGAUGCUGUAGGGCCGAGUAUGUCGUAUGGGUUGAGUUUUGCUCAAGGGAAGACCGAUGAAGACAGUGGCAAGACAACAGGUGAAGGGGAACAGAAGAUGGAAGAUGCACCGCCUCCAGCUGCCGAGAGUGCGAAGCCCCUUACGGAGGAUGAACUUGCCUUGCGCGCACUGGUCCGAGAGAGUAAAGGGGAGGUGGAGGGGAGGUCGGACCUUGUUAUUGAGUCGAAGCGCGCGGACGAAGAGGAUGAGUUAUAUGGCGAACAUAAUAAUGAGACGAAUUCAUUCCGGGCGGAUGUUGCUGCUCGGCCGGAGCCCGCCAGCUUGGACCAGUACAACGCGAUCCCUGUGGAGGAGUUCGGCGCGGCGUUACUCCGUGGAAUGGGUUGGAAGGAAGGUCAGACUGUGGGGAAGGGGAACUACAGCGGAGACUCUAGUCGAUCAUCUACGCCGCAUGUCCCUGCACGUCGUCCAGGUUUCUUAGGAAUAGGCGCUAAGGAUGUCUCUGGAGGCAAGGCUGAGGUUGAGUUCGGCGCCUGGGGCAAAGCUGCCAUGCGCAAGGGGUCUAGAAAAGCUGGAGAAACGAAAGAUGGCGAACAGCGGAAUACAGAAGGCGUCUACAUGCCCGUGCUCAUGCGAAAUAAAAGGACCGGCGAGACUAUCACGGAGGAAGAGCUCUCGACCAUGGCUAAGGAAGCCAAGAAACAAGACGAUAAUGAUGACUGGAAGGAGAGAAGGGAUCGAAAUCUUGAACGAAGUGGGCGUGAUAAAGACCGUUAUCGGGACCGAGAUAGUCGGCGCAUAGAAUACAACGAGGAUGAUCGGUACGAGAGCCGACGAAAUGGAUCUUCGAGAAGGGAUCGGAGUCGGUCAAGUAGUGACCGGCAUUCUAGGCGACGAAGGUAUGACGACGAAGAUAGCGACAGACGAGAUGACCGAUAUUAUCGUGACCGAGACCGAGACCGCGAGCAUCGCUCUGACCGUGAUAGAGAUCAGAACCGGAACCGGGAUCGGGAUCGAAGAAGUCAAAGAUACGAUGAUGACCGGUAUAGCUCACGGCAUUCAUCAUCUAAUGCAUCUAGCAGGCAUCGGGAUCGAGAUCGGGACCGGGACAGUGAUCGCGAUUCUCAUCGGCGGCGGAGGUAUGAUGAUCGGUGA